AUGCGCUUCUUCUCGACCGAAACGCAGGAACCACCAGCUACUCCAACCCCAAAAGCGGCCGCCUCAACGUCCCAGCUGCCACCUGACCACCCCCCCGUCCCCGAGGGCGCCACUUGUCCCGUGGACGAGUCGGCACGCGCGACCUGGCUACAGGUAUCUGAGGCCGAGGCCGCAUCGCACCCGCUCAAGGCGGCUUCAUCUUCACAGGCCAGGACUGGGCGGCUGAGCCACGAGCGCGAAGUGUCGUCUAUCCCCCGGGCGGCAUCGGCGACCUAUGCAUUCCCCGAGGAGCAGGCUGCCAAGCCUGUUGCUGGCGAGGAGACGGGUAACUGGGUGUAUCCGUCCGAACAGCAGUUCUUCAACGCCAUGAUGCGCAAGAAUCAUAAUCCAAAGGCGGGGGAUAUGCGGACUAUUGUGCCGAUUCACAACGCCGUCAAUGAGAAGGCUUGGGAGGAGGUGCUUAUGUGGGAGGCGGGUAAGGGCGGAGAUCGGUGUGGUGGCGCCCGGCUUAGUUCUUUUGUUGGGAGGCCGAAGGAGCGAUCACCGAAGGCUUGGGUCAAGACUAUGUUCGGCUACACCGCUCCCUUCGACCGCCACGACUGGAUCGUGGACCGGUGCGGCAAGCCGAUCCGCUACGUGAUCGACUUCUACACAGGCAAGCCCAACCCGGCGGCCCCCGACAUGCCGACGUUCUACCUCGACGUCCGCCCUGCUCUCGACGACUGGGAGCACGUCAAGACCCGCAUGUCGCGGUUGUUCCAGUAA
Messenger RNA from Cutaneotrichosporon cavernicola, 765 nucleotides. RefSeq lists its product as uncharacterized. The record is from RefSeq and is a predicted model, not a curated record. The coding region runs from base 1 to 765 and encodes 254 amino acids. Gene Ontology annotation, cellular component: mitochondrion. Gene Ontology annotation, biological process: cytochrome c-heme linkage. Gene Ontology annotation, molecular function: holocytochrome-c synthase activity. Lineage: Eukaryota; Fungi; Basidiomycota; Tremellomycetes; Trichosporonales; Trichosporonaceae. The transcript is spliced from 2 exons.